GUGGCUGAGUGGUAAGGCGCUUGGCUUCCGAACCUGGGUCCCGGGCUCGAUUCCUUGUGAAGACUUGGAUUUUUACUUUCGGGAUCUUUAUGGCGCCUCUGAGUCCACCUGACAUUAUUAGUUGGGGAAAAGUUAAAACGGUUGGUCGUUGUACUGGCCACAUGACAACCUCGUCAGCCGUGAUGAUGACAGAUGACAUUUACACCAGUCUGUCACAUAAUUCGCAAGGCCUGAAAGGGGAAUAAUGAUGAGUCAACCUUUAUACAUCAGUGAUAUCAAAGUGAUUUGUGGCUCUAUGACAAGUUUAAUAAAGAAAUCAUUUGGUCCAAAAGGUGCCAAGCUAAUGUUAACAUCCAGUAGUGGUCAGGCCAUUGUGACUAAAGAUGGGAUGAGUAUUUUAUCAUCUGUUCACUAUUCACAUCCAGUUUCUAAAUGUAUUCUUGACAGCCUUGGGUCAUUCUGUGAAGCGUAUGGAGAUGGCUGUAAGGCAUUCAUUAUAUAUUUAUAUUCCCUGUUUGAGGCAAUAGAGCACGAACACACCUUUCAAGACUACUGGUCUCUUUCUAACAGCCUGUUAGAAUUUUUAAAACAUGAUUUUGUUAAUAUAACUGAACAAUUGACUGGAAUAGUCUCCAGCCAAAAUAAACUGAACAUCAUGGAAGAAGAAUGGCUUGACCAACAUUCUGUUUUCUACUUAUUGAAAACUUACUUCUGUAAUAGUUUCUCAAGGAAUGAUGUUUACAAUCUCUCAAAGCUUUUGGCAAAUUAUGUAGCUAAAAUAGGUGCUAGAAGGUGUUCAUUGUCUGCAGUUCUUCAAUGGUUUGACAAUUUUGUAUUCUUCAGUAAGGAAUCAUACACAUCUUCACAAUAUGAGGAUGGUAUAUUUUUAAAGGGGGCUUUCCCAUUAAAAUAUCCUUACAAUAAAACUUCAAAUGCCAUAUUGAUGCAGUGUCCAUUUGAAAUUGAUAGUAAAUGCUACACAAGAGAAGAUACAGUUAUGCAGCUAACUGAAAAGAUAAUUACAUAUCCAGCUCAAGUUGCUGCCCUUUUUCUAUCAAUGCUCAAAAAACAUCAUGUAACUUUAGUAUUGACAAUUCACAAAGUAUCAGAUUACAUUUUGCAGAUGGCCAGUAGCAUGAGUAUCAAUGUUGUCCCCUGUCUAGAAGAUACUGAUUUAGAGUUUAUUAUGUGUGCUACUGGUAAAGUGGGAGUGUCAGCUAUGUGGGACGAGUUAGAGGCUUCUUGUCUGGUUGCUGUUACUUCUUACCAAAGUGUUGACAUCUCAGGGCAACAAUAUGUCAAAAUAGUAUUGGAUAGACCUCCUCUCGAUUUCCCUAGAUCUACUUUAUUUCUAUGUGCUCCAACAGAUAGUCUUUGCAAAGAGUUGAAAUACAAUGUGAAGAAAGGGUUGAAGCUUAUCUCUCACUGUCUGCCUGAAAUUUGUGAAUGUAACUUGAGACUAAACAAAGUCUGCUUGUUUCAUGGAGACUUAAAGUCCUGUAACAAUGAAGAGCAACAACUUACAGACACCAACCAGAGAGUCAUUAAGUCUUGCAUGAAUGUCGAACAGCAUCUUGAAGACAUUAAGCUACCAUUAUCUUUUAAACUGGUUGCUGGUGGAGGUUAUUUUGACUAUCUGUUAAUUGAUUGCUUGACUAAAUAUAUGAACAAAAAUGUGCAGCUAUCACCUAAGCGACUAAUGUGGUGCAGACUUGUAGUAAAAAUGUUAUUGGCUUUGCCUCAAAAUCUUUAUGAAAACUUAAGUGUUUGCAAGCCAUCUUUACAGAAAUCCAACUAUCUUCGUACAUAUUCAUCAGUUAAAGAAGCACUGGAUCACAAUAAAAUUGUUGGAUUUUGUUCUUCCGAUUCUGUCAGUAAUCCACUGAAACAUGGAGUGUGGGAAUGUUUGGAUCAAAAGUUAGCUACUGUUUCACAGGUGCUUCACCUUGCUGGAGUACUUCUUGGUGCUGAUGCAGUGAUUGCUGCAAAGACCAACCAUUAGUUACAGUUGUGCACAUAAGGAUAAUUACAUUCCUCAGUAUCGUCACACGGCAACCAAUGAAAAAUAUUUCCCCUUCAUACGUAAACAAAGCACCAACGCUUGUGCUGAUGGUCGCUGGGUUUGAUCAGCUGUUCUCCGUUUUGUCAACUAAAUUUAACAUUAAAAUCUAUAUGCAAAUAUCUUUCCUAUCUCACUGACAUGUAA
Molecule: messenger RNA, 2206 nt
Organism: Biomphalaria glabrata
Lineage: Eukaryota; Metazoa; Mollusca; Gastropoda; Planorbidae
Product: Bardet-Biedl syndrome 10 protein homolog
Exons: 3
Coding region: 245-2002 (585 amino acids)
Biological process (GO): chaperone-mediated protein complex assembly
Molecular function (GO): ATP binding; ATP-dependent protein folding chaperone
Source: RefSeq, a predicted model, not a curated record